Molecule: messenger RNA, 1413 nt
Organism: Leishmania braziliensis MHOM/BR/75/M2904
Lineage: Eukaryota; Euglenozoa; Kinetoplastea; Trypanosomatida; Trypanosomatidae
Exons: 1
Coding region: 1-1413 (470 amino acids)
Source: RefSeq, a predicted model, not a curated record
AUGAGCUCUGCCUUCGCCAUUCGUCACUCCCACAUCGCGAGCCAGCCGGUGCAGGCACCGCCUCCAGGGUACAUGAGCCUGACCGUGGUCGGCUCCGGCGUCUCUACUGGAGUACCGGUCAUUGGGCACCUAGGGCUCGGCUGCGCGUGCGAGGACGCCGUCGCCGACCCCAGCGGGCCCAACAGUCGCAACAACAUUAGCCUCCUCAUCACGCUUCCCCGCGGAGAUCUUCCCGACUUGCCAGAGGUGCGAACGGCAUCGACGACAGCAACCACGCCGGUAGCAGACCAGAUGAAGACCGAGAACGACGGCGGAAACGGUAGCGGCGGCACUGCUGGUGCGGUACGGAAUACGACGCCCCGCCCGUCACACUCCUGCUUUGCAGUGGAGAGCAGCAGCAACUACAUUGGCGCGAAGCCGGUUGCGCACAUCCUCAUUGACUGCGGCAAGACGUUCCGUGAUGCGUACUUCAAGGUGAUGAUCCGGUGCAACAUUCGCGCCGUGGACACGCUGCUGCUGACGCAUGGGCACGCCGACGCUGUGGCCGGCCUCGACGACCUUCGUGACCUACAGUCGAUGCACAUGGUGUCCACUGGGGACUGGGUGGUGGACAGCUUUGUGCCGACCUACCUCUCCCGCAGCACGCUGAAGACACUGGAGAAGUCGGUCGACUACAUUAUUCGGAACAGCAUUAAAAGUGGGCACGCGGCGUCGACGCCAACGGAGCACGCCGCACGGCUUGCCGAGUGCCUGCAACAACGCGAAGCGCAGGCGGUGGCAAACGGCACGGCGCACAAGGUGGGCAAGUGGCGGAACAUUGGCAUCCGCCGCAGCACCGCGCUAGAGCUCUUCUGCAUGGAUGAAGAGCGGCCACUGAGGAUGCAUCUCCCCAUCACCACCACCGCGGCGAUGGCGGAUGGCACUGCCGCCGCCCCGAGUGACCUGCCCUUCUACUCCUUCCCGGUGGAGCACGGCAAGGGCUACAUCUCCAUGGCGUGGGUGUUCGGCCGUGGCACCGCCUUCAAGAGCCAACAAACGCAGCAGCAGGGGCAGCACCAGCCGGAGGGGAGCUGCGUCGUGUACAUCUCAGACGUAAGCAACGUCCCGGCGACGUCAAUGGCGUUCCUGCAAGACCUCGUGAAGAUCGACGUCCUCUUUGUGGACUGCCUCUCACCUACUGGGCGCGUGAGUCCCGUCCACUACUGCGAAGAUGGCAUGAUGGCUCUGGUGCUGGUCCUGAAGCCACGAUAUGUCUUUGGGGUUGGCAUGCACUGUGCGCUGGAACACUUUAAGUGGAUGGCGGAGCUUCAGAAAGCACUGGACAGCCACGUCGCUGCCGGCCGUCUGAGGGCAGGCGAGGUGCAGGGUGUAGAGCUGAGCUACGAUGGUAUGCAGGUGCUACUGCCGCAGUGA